Molecule: messenger RNA, 6675 nt
Organism: Marmota monax (woodchuck)
Lineage: Eukaryota; Metazoa; Chordata; Mammalia; Rodentia; Sciuridae
Gene: Magi3
Product: membrane associated guanylate kinase, WW and PDZ domain containing 3
Exons: 21
Coding region: 420-4841 (1473 amino acids)
Biological process (GO): signal transduction
Cellular component (GO): cytoplasm
Molecular function (GO): protein binding
Source: RefSeq, a predicted model, not a curated record
GCCCCCGACGGAUUUUUCCCGUUCCGGCUCUUCCCUCCCCGGCCUCCCCGCCCCCCUGCCUCAGCCUUUCCCGCCGCUCGGGCGCCAAGCCCGGGGGCCAGCCGACGGCAGUGACCCCGCCCGAAACCCCUGCUGGAACCGCCCGGGGACCAUUCCCGUUUCCUUUCUUCAGCCUCACCCGCGGUGGCCCUUGCAGAGCCCGGCCAGCCCCGGGGAGCGUGGCCAGGCGGGGCGUCCGGGGGGCGUCUCGGGGUUCGGAGCGGCCGGACCCUCAGCGGGCUGUGGUCUAGGGGGGCCGGAGCGGCGAGGCCCCCCUGGCCGGGCUGCGUGGGCCGCUCGGGGCCCCGGGCUGAGAAGGGGCCGGAGCGGCGCCCCGGCCGCCCGCGCGGGGUCUCCCCCAUGGUGCAGCGGGGUUCGGGAUGUCGAAGACGCUGAAGAAGAAGAAGCACUGGCUCAGCAAGGUGCAGGAGUGCGCGGUGUCCUGGGCCGGGCCCCCGGGCGACUUCGGCGCCGAGAUCCGGGGAGGCGCUGAGCGCGGCGAGUUCCCCUACCUGGGGCGGCUCCGCGAGGAGCCCGGCGGGGGCACCUGCUGCGUCGUCUCGGGCAAGGCGCCCAGCCCCGGGGAUGUGCUGCUGGAGGUGAACGGGACGCCUGUCAGCGGGCUCACCAACCGGGACACCCUGGCUGUCAUCCGCCACUUCCGCGAGCCCAUCCGUCUCAAGACGGUGAAGCCAGGCAAAGUGAUUAAUAAAGAUUUGCGACAUUACCUGAGUCUUCAGUUUCAGAAAGGAUCAAUUGACCACAAACUGCAGCAAGUGAUCAGAGAUAAUCUCUACUUGAGAACCAUUCCAUGCACUACAAGGGCCCCCAGGGAUGGGGAAGUUCCAGGGGUGGACUAUAAUUUCAUUUCUGUUGAACAGUUCAAAGCACUGGAAGAGAGUGGAGCAUUGUUAGAAAGUGGAACUUAUGAUGGAAACUUCUAUGGAACUCCCAAGCCUCCAGCAGAGCCCAGCCCUUUCCAGCCAGAUCCAGUUGAUCAGGUCCUCUUUGAUAAUGAGUUUGACACAGAAUCCCAAAGAAAACGAACAACAUCUGUCAGCAAGAUGGAAAGAAUGGACAGCUCUCUUCCUGAAGAGGAAGAAGAUGAAGACAAGGAUGCUAUUAAUGGCAGUGGAAGCGCAGAAAACAGAGAGAGGCAUUCUGAGUCAUCUGACUGGAUGAAGACUGUUCCAAGUUAUAACCAAACAAAUAGCUCCGUGGACUUUAGAAAUUAUAUGAUGAGAGAUGAGACUCUGGAACCACUACCCAAAAACUGGGAGAUGGCCUACACUGACACGGGGAUGAUCUACUUCAUUGACCACAAUACCAAGACGACCACCUGGUUGGAUCCUCGUCUCUGUAAAAAAGCCAAAGCCCCUGAAGACUGUGAAGAUGGAGAACUUCCUUAUGGCUGGGAGAAGAUAGAGGACCCUCAGUAUGGGACAUACUAUGUUGAUCACCUUAACCAGAAAACCCAGUUUGAAAAUCCAGUGGAGGAAGCCAAAAGAAAAAAGCAGUUAGGACAGGCUGAAAUUGGGUCUUCAAAACCAGAUGUGGAAAAAUCACACUUUACUCGAGAUCCAUCCCAACUUAAAGGUGUCCUUGUUCGAGCAUCACUGAAAAAAAGCACAAUGGGAUUUGGUUUUACCAUUAUUGGUGGAGAUAGGCCUGAUGAGUUCCUACAAGUGAAGAAUGUGCUUAAAGAUGGUCCUGCAGCCCAGGAUGGGAAAAUUGCACCAGGUGAUGUUAUUGUAGACAUCAAUGGCAACUGUGUCCUUGGCCACACCCAUGCAGAUGUUGUCCAAAUGUUUCAGUUGGUACCUGUCAAUCAAUAUGUAAACCUCACUUUAUGUCGUGGAUAUCCACUUCCUGAUGACAAUGAAGAUCCUGUUGUGGAUAUUGUUGCUGCUACCCCUAUAAUCAAUGGACAGUCAUUAACCAAGGGAGAGACUUGCAUGAAUACUCAGGAUUUUAAGCCAGGAGCAAUGGUUCUGGACCAGAAUGGAAAAUCUGGACAUAUCUUGACUAGUGAUCGUCUCAAUGGUGCAUCAGAUCCAAAUGAGCAGAGAGCAUCCAUGGCCUCAUCGGGCAGCUCCCAGCCUGAACUAGUGACCAUCCCUUUGAUUAAGGGUCCUAAAGGUUUUGGGUUUGCAAUUGCUGACAGCCCCACUGGACAGAAGGUGAAAAUGAUAUUGGAUAGCCAGUGGUGUCAAGGCCUUCAGAAAGGGGAUAUAAUUAAGGAAAUCUACCAUCAAAAUGUGCAGAAUUUAACACAUCUCCAAGUGGUAGAAGUGCUAAAACAGUUCCCAGUAGGUGCAGAUGUACCACUCCUUAUCUUAAGAGGAGGCCCUUCUUCACCAACUAAAACUGCCAAAAUGAAAACAGAUAAAAAGGAAAAUUCAGGAAGUUUGGAGACUAUAAAUGAGCCCAUUCCCCAGCCUAUGCCUUUUCCACCCAGCAUUAUCAGAUCAGGAUCCCCAAAGUUGGAUCCUUCUGAGGUCUACCUGAAGUCUAAGACUUUAUAUGAAGAUAAACCACCAAACACCAAAGAUUUGGAUGUUUUUCUUCGGAAACAGGAAUCAGGGUUUGGCUUCAGGGUGCUGGGAGGAGAUGGACCUGACCAAUCUAUAUAUAUUGGUGCCAUUAUACCCCUGGGAGCAGCUGAGAAAGAUGGCCGACUCCGUGCAGCUGAUGAACUAAUGUGCAUUGAUGGAAUUCCUGUUAAAGGGAAGUCACACAAACAAGUCUUGGACCUAAUGACAACUGCUGCUCGAAAUGGCCAUGUGUUAUUAACUGUCAGAAGAAAGAUCUUCUAUGGAGAGAAACAACCUGAGGACGACAGCUCUCACGCCUUCAUUUCAACACAGAAUGGAUCUCCCCGCCUGAACCGACCAGAGGUCCCAGCUAGGCCUGCUCCCCAGGAGGCCUAUGAUGUUGUCUUGCAACGAAAAGAAAAUGAAGGUUUUGGUUUUGUCAUCCUCACCUCAAAAAAUAAACCACCUCCAGGAGUUAUUCCUCAUAAAAUUGGCCGAGUCAUAGAAGGAAGUCCAGCUGAUCGCUGUGGAAAACUGAAGGUUGGAGAUCACAUCUCUGCAGUGAAUGGACAGUCCAUCAUUGAGCUAUCCCAUGACAGCAUUGUUCAGCUGAUCAAAGAUGCUGGCAUCACUGUCACACUGACGGUGGUUGCUGAAGAAGAGCAUCAUGGUCCACCAUCAGGAACAAACUCUGCCAGGCAAAGCCCAGCACUGCAGCACAGGCCCAUGGGACAGUCACAGGCCAACCACAUACCUGGGGACAGAAGUGCCCUAGAAGGUGAAAUUGGAAAAGAUGUCUCUGCUUCUUACAGACAUUCGUGGUCUGACCACAAGCACCUUGCACAGCCUGACACUGCAGUGAUUUCAGUUGUAGGCAGUCGGCACAAUCAGAGCCUUGGUUGCUACCCAGUAGAGCUGGAAAGAGGCCCCCGGGGCUUUGGGUUCAGCCUCCGUGGGGGAAAGGAAUACAACAUGGGGCUGUUCAUCCUUCGCCUUGCUGAGGACGGGCCUGCCAUCAAAGACGGCAGAAUUCAUGUUGGCGACCAGAUUGUUGAAAUCAAUGGGGAACCUACACAAGGCAUCACACAUACUCGAGCAAUUGAGCUCAUUCAAGCUGGUGGGAAUAAAGUUCUUCUUCUUUUGAGACCAGGAACGGGCUUGAUACCUGACCAUGGUGAUUGGGAUAUUAAUAAUCCUUCAUCUUCCAAUGUGAUUUAUGAUGAACAGUCACCAUUUCCCCCAUCUUUACAUUCUGCUUCCAUAUUUGAAGAGUGUCACGUACCAGUAAUUGAAGAAUCUCUAACGAGAGUUCAGAUAUGUGAAAAGGCAGAAGAAUUAAAGGACACUAUACCUGAAAAGAAUAGCACUUUAAAUGAAAAUCAGCCUGAAAUAAAGCAUCAGUCUCUUCUCCAGAAAAAUGUGAACAAGAGGGAUCCAACCAACAGUCCUGGGCACCGGAACAAGAAAAAUCUGAAAAUAGAAAAUGGUGUUACACGAAGAGGUAGAUCUGCUAGUCCCAAAAAGCCAGCUAAUCGUCAGUUAGAGGAACACAUGGAAAAAAAUCCAAGUCCUCUAAAAAAUGACCCCAGAAGGCAACCCAGAGAUCGAUCACUGAGCCCUAGGAAAGGGGAGAAUAAAAGUUGUCCGAUUAACAGCAAGGCAGGUUCUGAACAGAACCAAUGCAGAAAAAGCAGAGGACGAUCUUCUAGCCCAAAGAAGCAGCAAAAACUUGAAGAAGGCAAAGACCCAGCAAAUGCUAGCGCCAAGUUAUUAGAGGGUGAGAGUCGAAGAAUAGCAGGCCACGCUGGCGACAAUACUGAACAGAUCCCAGAUGGGAAAGAAAAAUUGGGUGUCAUCAGGAAAGAGCUGAAGCAGAGUCCACUGGAAAAAAAUAGAGCAAGGUCUCCAGAGAAAAAAAGCAAGAGAAUGGAUGAAAAGUCUCUUCCAUCCAAAAAGAACGGUAACACUGCAGGUGGGGUAGGGUCUGAAAAUGAAAGAGGAAGGCAGGCAACCGCGGGAGAGACGCACCCCGGUAAAGACAGAAUUGGAGAAAAUGGCCAAGUAUCAGAAAAGAAGCUGAAGCAGGAACCUGAAGAUGAUCACAAAGGGAAAGAUCUAGAGGCAGCUGACAAACGCAAAGAAGGUGGAAGGGUCAAAUCUGAGAGUAGCUCUCUAGUUAAGAAAGCACCCAUAACUCCAGGGCCCUGGAAAGUGCCAAGUGCAAAGAAAGUCACAGGCACUACUGGCGUGGCCGAGAAACGGCUGUGACUGUUGGUGAAAAACAAAUUGAAAGAGCACUUUACCCCCUUCCCCACCUCAAAAUAUUUUUUUUUUUGCCCCCCUUCAGGAAGUCAAAUACUUAGAUACAUUUUAAUUUGAGCAUCGAGCUACCUAGGCUGCAUGAAGGGCCUUUAGGAUUGCUAAGAACCAGCCUUCCCUGGCUGCCGUCCCUCACGCUCAGGAAGGAGCUGCAUCUAGGCACUCCUCUGACAUGAUCUGCUCAGGCUGCCUGGCUCGUCUUCAUGAGUCUGAACAAAUGAUAUAUGUUGAUAUUAACGUGGUCACAGCUCACACUGUAUUUGUGCCAAGUUACCUGCUGUAUCAUAUCUGUUUUAUCUUUCUCAUUCAGAUAUUUUCACAGUAAUGAAAAAGUUAGGUUUGGCUUGGAAGUUGAUGUUUUCAAAUAGCAUGUUGCAUGUUUACAGAGAGAAAUAUUUGAGUCCUUGAAGAAGAGAUUGUUAGCUCAUCAUUAAAGAUGGCAGUUGCCUCUUGUAACAGCUACCAAUGAUGUCCCAAUUUAAAAAUGAAACUCCAAAACAUCACUACUGUAAAAAAAAGUCAGAUAUUAAUGCUUUCUCAUGACUUUAAUUUGGAUGGACAGGUGUUCCAAAUAACUGUUAAAGAUAUCACCUACAUAAAUUGAAUGUUCAAAAUGAGGAAGUUCUCCAAGCAAGAGUUCACCUCCUAUCCAACCCUGAUGUAGUUACAGCAUCUCAGGUCACCCUUAUCCCUCCCCCUCCCAACAAAAAAGCAUGUGGAAAUACUGCUUAUUGCUUUUCAAAGAAAACUAGCAACUAUCUAUUUCUGGAUAUUUGGGUUGUAUCUAUUACUAAAGUCAUUAGUCUUUAAUACAUAAUAUAUAUUUGAAGAGUCAAAUAUUAGAUUGUGCAAAGGAUGUAAUUAUGAAACCAGUUUCAUAGUCUAUUACCAGAUAAAGUACCAGCUCAUCUGGCAGAUGUGCAAGUUCAGGCAUUUCAAAGAACCUGUGUGGCCAGCAAGUCAGGGCAUAUAUGGUAAAUAGUAUGUGCUGGGUCCUAAUUUUAACUUUUAGCUGCAUUAACAUACUUUAAAACAAAAAAGGGAGACUAAGUAUUUGCUUGAUUUGUAAAACUUUUCAGAGUUCUUUUUAAAAAGUCUAAAGAUGUUUGCUGGAAGUUAGAGAUGGGUCUGUUAGACCCAAGUUUUUCAGUCCCCUGAAGCAGCAUUCAGUAGCAUCUAUAAAUACAGGCACACUCUCAGAAUAAGAUGCUCAUGGAGUAUUUGAACACACUUUUUCUGUCACCCUGAGUUCAUCUUGUUGUGAAACACAUUACGUCCAGGCCCUUCCCUCUGCGAGUCUGACUGUGAAACUCUUUAAUGUAACAACUGUAUCAGCCCCUGUAGAUAACACAUGCUUCCCAGAGUGAGCCUUUUGAAAUCCCCUUUCAUCCAGAACUAUAUUUACCAUCUAUUGUAACUACUUGAAUAGAGCAAAAUUAGGAGGCUUGAUAAAUGCUAAGAAUUUAGUACCACAGAAAUGAUUUAUUUUCCCUAUAGUCCACAAUUAGUGACAAAAAAUCCUAUUUUUAUUGUUAACUGUGACAUAAAUUUGAUGUCAUAUGUUGUCAGUUUGAUGUGGCUCUUCCUAAGUAACUUGUCACUGUACUGAUUAUAUACUGACUUAGCAAUGUGGCCUUGGAAUGCUGAGCAAAAUAUGGAUGUACUGGUUGUAAAUGUUUAUAUAUGUACAGUACCUUUAUAUAUACAUGAGGUUCUGAUUAGAGAAAGAGAUCUGUAAAUUGCUCGUUAUUUUUUAUAUAGAUAUUAAAAAAAACCAAAAACA